AUGCAAUUAGUUAAUGUUUGCGAAAGAGAGCAAAUAUACGACAUAUUGCCGUCUUUUCAGCUACAUGAUCACCUAUACCAUCGUCGUGUAGUUGAGAAGAAUGAAACAACAAAUCCUCCAACCUACGAAGAAAAUUUUUUGCUGGCUUCUCCUAAUCAAAGAGCAAAUCUCAGAAGCAGUUCACCAAUUGAAGCACCUAAGCUUUUAGAUUGUAUUGAUACACUACAGCAGGUAAAUAAAUCCAUUGAGAGUGUGAUUAAGUUGAAGUAUCCCACAAAAGUCUAUUCACCUGGAGAAAUUAUUUCAGGUUACGUCCACUUAGAAAACAACGGUAACACAAUUAUUCCUAUAGAGCAGAUAGUUGUAUCAUUGGAGUGUGAUGUUGGUAUUUUUAGUCAUAAGUAUAACAAAGCAAUUACAAAAACAAUCAUCAAUAUGAUAGAUUUAGAAGCAUCAAUUGUGCCUCCUUAUCAACACCUUUCUGAAACCUUGCUCUAUCCUAAAGCUUUUAUGAAACAGUUUUUCCAAUUUAGAAUACCAAAGUACCUUCUUGAUAACUGCUGCGAACGUCAAUUGACUGAGCACAUGAAGGUGCCACCAUCUUUUGGUUGCAAACAUAUUAACAUUUCAGGAAAGAAAAUUGAUGAGGUUAAAGACUAUGCAAAGCUUGGUGAUUAUGUUUCAUAUACUAUAAAAGCGAAAUUUAUUGGUAAGACCCCACCUAAUUAUACAAAUAAAGCGCAUAAGUCAGAUUUUGUACUUCUAGCUGGUGUCUUUCAUGAUUUCAAAGUAGGGACGCAUUUGACGUUUAGUGAUCAUAUCCCGUAUGGCACUACUAAUGAGCAGUUAUUUAAUCUUGAAAAGUACGUUAGGGAGUCAAUUGAAGAGCUGAAGGAAAAAAAGAUGUUGUUUGACGUGGGGAUUAAAGAGGAACAUGAUCAGAUAGAUAUAAUCUACAGUUCAGUAGGAAAGCAUAAAUGCCAAACCAAUUGUGACUUGCAAGUUCCAAAGAAAUCACAAGAAGUUACAACACGGGUAAGGAAGCCACUUUUUGGAACUGUAUUAGGUAAUAUUAAAGCUACAGCUGACAUUUCCGAAUAUGUUACUAUUCAGAGUUUUUUUGCAUACUCACAUACAUCGUGUCCGUUGACCUACCCAAGCGUUACACUUUCCUUGGAAUUUCAGCUAAUCAAUCAAAAGGAUGUGAAGGGGAUUCCUUCCAUUAUAACAAUAGAGCCUGAAAUAACUGCUGUUGACAUACAUGCAAAUUAUAAGCUACCAGUGGAGUUUGAUAGUUCUUUUAUCAGCUUGGGAAAAGAAAAAAUAGUAUCACAGUUUGAUAAAUUUAAGAGGCUGCAAGCUGAAGUAAUAAAACUUUCUCAAGAGGGCCUGGAUAUCCAUCCACGACUAUUUAAGCUAUUGGAUUCGUUAACUCAAUUUGAAUAUAGUGAAACUAAACUUCCAAACCUAUUCAAAAGGAAAACUUUAAACCUGGUUUGGAACUAUGACUCAGCCAAAAAAAGCCUCCAAUGCAAUGUUAGGAUGCCAUUAGAGUUUAACUUCAAGGAAAUUUUUAAUAAAAAAAUAACGUUAGUUCCUGGGUUUCAGCAUUGUCUCUUUGGAAGAAUGUACAAGUUGGAGCUACACUUUACAACAAAACAUGGAAGGCUUAAACCAAUGACACUCCCGAUCACAGUUAUAUGA
Messenger RNA from Pichia kudriavzevii, 1704 nucleotides. RefSeq lists its product as uncharacterized. The transcript has a single exon. Lineage: Eukaryota; Fungi; Ascomycota; Pichiomycetes; Pichiales; Pichiaceae. The coding region runs from base 1 to 1704 and encodes 567 amino acids. Gene Ontology annotation, molecular function: ubiquitin-ubiquitin ligase activity. Gene Ontology annotation, biological process: protein monoubiquitination; protein polyubiquitination. The record is from RefSeq and is a predicted model, not a curated record. Gene Ontology annotation, cellular component: ubiquitin ligase complex.